GAGCUUUAAUUUGUGACCCAUUUUCGUUAAAUGUCGUUAGAACAUUCAUAAUGCAAUAAGGUCGAAACUGCAAUAAUGUUGAAUGUCAAGCUAUGACAUAAAAUGUCUUAUCUAAUCGACCCUUGAAAUGAUAACCUUUUUGCAAAAAGCUAUUAUUACCCUUAGUCUAUGAUCAUUACGAUUUUCUAAUUACGAACAUAUGUCGUGUCAGUGUCAGUCAAGAAAAUAGUUUAUUGUGACAUUUUAAGAAAAUAUAAUUUUGCAAUUAAUAAAAUGCUUGCGGCUAAUCGUGACCAAAUACGACUACAAGUUAUUGAUUUGCACGAACAAGGAGUAGGAAUCCGCGAGAUAUCACGACAAAUAAAUGUGACAAGGAACACAGUUCGCCGUUGGGUUCGACGUCACGGGAACGAGGAAAAUAUUAUAGACUUACGUCGAAACAACCAUCGCCCGCAAGUUAUAACACAAGAGCAGAGCCGCCUGAUGCAAAUGCAAUAUAUUAUGGAUGCCUUUACGCCAACGAGGCAUUUUGCAGAAGCAUUUGAAGUCCACCCUUCAACAAUUAGAAGGCACCUUCACGCCAUGGGCGUGCAUCACAGGCGGCCUGCAAAAAAAAUUGCUUUGACGGAUGCCCAUAAAGCUGCUCGACUUAUUUUCGCACGUCGAUAUCUAAAUUUUGAUUGGACGACUACGGCUUUCAUCGAUGAAAAGACUUUUCAAUCUUCCCAAACAGGCAGACUGCAUUUGUGGAGGAUCGACAGGACGCGAUACACCGAAGACCACGUCUUAGCUAACAACGCGUCUGGUCGCAUUACAGUUAACAUGUCUGGCUGGAUUAGUUCAGCCGGCAUUGGAGAACUUGUCGAUUUACCACCCAGGGCCACUGCUCAAGAAUAUGUCGAUUUAUUAGACGAGACCAGAAACGUAAUCGUAACGUUGAUGACCAACAGCAAGAAACGUAAUCCAAUUACAGUAGACGGGCAGCCCAUACACUACGUUGACGAGUACAUCUACCUGGGCCAGUUAGUCUCUUUCAGCAACAGGCAAGACAAAGAAAUUGAGCGCCGUGUCGGAAAUGCCUGGAAGAGCUACUGGUCCAUGAAAGAGCUAAUGAAGGGUAACCUUCCAUUGUCACUGAAGCGAAAACUCGUCGACAUGUGUAUCCUGCCCGUCCUGACUUACGGUGCUCAAACAUGGUCACUUACAGAGAGUCAGAAGUCCAAAUUGAAGGUUUGCCAACGGGAUAUUGAGCGUAGUAUUUUAGGUGUGAAGAGGACCGAUCGUAUCCGGAACACCACGCUGCGUUCAAAAACCCGCAUUGCCGAUGUCGGCGAGAGGACUGCCAGGCUCAAAUGGGACUGGGCUGGUCACGUCUGCCGCAUGCACCCUGACAGAUGGGCUUCUCUGGCCGGGAUGACUACAGAAACGCCAGUUGCGCUAGAAUAA
Molecule: messenger RNA, 1446 nt
Organism: Leguminivora glycinivorella
Lineage: Eukaryota; Metazoa; Arthropoda; Insecta; Lepidoptera; Tortricidae
Exons: 4
Coding region: 274-1446 (390 amino acids)
Biological process (GO): DNA transposition; DNA integration
Molecular function (GO): DNA binding
Source: RefSeq, a predicted model, not a curated record